Messenger RNA from Thlaspi arvense, 843 nucleotides. The record is from the annotation of a GenBank genome assembly. NCBI's taxonomy places the organism in Eukaryota, Viridiplantae, Streptophyta, Magnoliopsida, Brassicales, Brassicaceae.
AUGGGUUCUAAAUCUGAUCAGUCCCUUCCUCGAUUGAACACUCUCGAGAUCAAAGCCCUCAUUUACCAGAAAAUCGGGCAUUCAAGAGCAAACACUUACUUCAAUCACCUCGGAAAAUUCCUCACCUCGAGGAUAGGCAAGUCGGAGUUCGAUAACCUCUGUAUCAAGACCAUCGGUAAAGAACACAUCCUUCUUCACAACCGUCUAAUACAUUCGAUUCUCAAGAACGCAACCGUUGCUAAAUCUCCUCCGCCGAGAUAUCUUCUCAAGAAACCCGGAAACAGCCCUCCUUCGCCGCGAAAAUGCAGGUCGAGGAAGCUCAGAGACCGGCCGAGUCCGCUCGGUCCACUCGGGACGCCUCAGAGUAUAACUACUACGAACGAUGAGUCAGCGUCGAAGGUGAGAAGACUUGCUUCUGUAGAAGAUGGAGAAGAGGUUGAGCAGAUGAAUGUGCAGAGCAUAAGAAGAAGCUCGUUAACAGCUCCACUCGGCGUUUCCAUCAACGGAGCUCGAAAUCGGAAGUCUUCAUCUUUACGCGUCAAUGGUUGUGAAAGAAGCAGCGAGCUACCUGAUACGAACACGUUGAGGACUCGUUUGGAGAGGAAACUGGAGAUGGAAGGGAUGAAGUUAUCCAUGGAGUCUGCGAAUGUUUUGAAUAUUGGAUUGGAUGCGUUUAUGAGAAGGCUUAUCGAGCCUUGUUUGAGUUUGGCUAGCUCUCGGGGCCGACAAAAGCCUGCUUCGAUGUUAGAUUUUCUUGCUGCUGUGGAGUUGAAUCCUCAGGUUCUUGGAAAGGAUUGGCCUAUACAGCUAGAGAAGGUUUGUUCUCGUGCUUCGGAUGAGUAA